Molecule: messenger RNA, 17701 nt
Organism: Coregonus sp. 'balchen'
Lineage: Eukaryota; Metazoa; Chordata; Actinopteri; Salmoniformes; Salmonidae
Source: the annotation of a GenBank genome assembly
AUGUCGACUUUCAUUCCGUUCAAAAUGCCUAAACUACAGUUGCUGAACGAGUAUGUUACUGAACCACAAACAGCGGUUGCUAGAGAGAUCUCCGUAGCCAAAGACACAACAGAGUUGCAUGAAGAAAUCUCCCGUUUGAAUGAAGAAAUCUCCCGUUUGAAGGAGGAGAACGGCCGUCUACGAAAGUGGUUUGAUUUGGUUUUGAAACCAGAGAUAAAGUUACACAGAGCAGGUUUGUAUUGACCAGUUACUGUAAUUAGCUAGCCAAAUAUCUCACACGGAGUUGAACGCAGACUAAAGUUUUUUUUAAUGAACCUCCAACUCUCGAGUCUCUGUUAAGUCGAUACUUCAAAAUGUAAAUUCUAAAACUAGGGACGUCAAACAUUGAGGCUGCACAGACUCUAUGGAGGCUAGUCUAGAUCGCCGAGUGAGAAAUAGAUGUCAUUGUUGCAAUAGUUGGUGAGUGGGAACAUAUACUAUCAUCCUAAAUUGACAUGUUGAAUUAUUAUUCCAUAUACAAUUAUCGAUAUUGCGCUAAUUUCCCUAAUUUGGACAGUUUGUGUUACUACCUUACACAAGCUUGCAUUUUCACCCCAUAAAAUUGAGUGGAAUUACAUAUCCCUUUUACCUCAUUGGUGGUGUUGGUAUACAAGUUUAGUCAUCACGAUGACCUAAGAUUGAUUGCUUAACUUAUCAAUAUCUUUGGUUUUGUACAGUUGAUUUUGUCACAUGUUCUGGUUUGUGCAGGAUUUAGACCCCGGAGUUAAAGGUGCAUUAUACAAUCUAAAUUGCUGUGAAAUAUAUAUGUAUGUAUGCAUGUGGACACCCCUUCAAAUGAGUGGAAAAGCUAUUUCAGCCACACCCGUUGCUGACGGGUGUGUAAAAUCGAGCAUACAGCCAUGCAAUCUCCAUAGACAAACAUUGGCAGUAGAAUGGCCUUACUGAAGAGCUCAGUGACUUUCAACGUGGCACAGUCAUAUGAUGCCAUCUUUCAACAAGUCAGUUGGUCAAAUUUCUGCCCUGCUAGAGCUGCCCCGGUCAACUGUAAGUGCUGUUAUUGUGAAGUGGAUACGUCUAGGAUCAACAACUGCUCAACCGUGACGUGGUAGGCCACACAAGCUAACAGAACGGGACCGCUGAAGCGUGUAGCGAGUAAAAAUCGUCUGUCCUUGGUUGCAACACUCACUACCGAGUUCCAAACUGCCUCUGGAAGUAACGUCAGCACAAGAACUGUUCGUUGGGAGCUUUGUGAAAUGGAUUUCCAUGACCGAGCAGCCACACACAAGCCUAAGAUCACAAUGCGCAAUGCCAAGUGUCGACAGGAGUGGUGUAAAGUUUGCCGUCAUUGGACUCUGGAGCAGUGGAAACAUGUUCUCUGGAGUGAUGAAUCACGCUUCACUAUCUGGCAGUCUGACAGAGGAAUCUGGGUUUUGCGGAUGCCAGGAGAACGCUACCUGCCCCAAUGCAUAGUGCCAACUGUAAAGUUUGGUGGAGGAGGAAUAAUGGUCUGGGUCUGUUUUUCCUGGUUCGAGCUAGGCCCCUUAGAUCCAGUGAAGGGAAAUCUUAACGCUACAGCAUUAGACAAUUCUGUGCUUCCAACUUUGUGGCAACAGUUUGGGGAAGGCCCUUUCCUAUUUCAGCAUGACAAUGCCCCCGUGCACAAAGCGAGGUCCAUACAGAAAUGGUUUGUCGAGAUCGGUGUGGAAGAACUUGGCCUGCACAGAGCCCUGACCUCAACCCCAUCGAACACCUUUGAGAUGAAUUGGGAUGAACUGGAACGCCAACUGCAAGCCAGGCCUAAUCGCCCAACAUCAGUGCCCGACCUCACUAAUGCUCUUGUGGCUGAACGGAAUCAAGUCCCCGCAGCAAUGUUCCAACAUCUAGUGGAAAGCCUUCCCAGAAGAGUGGAGGCUGUUACAGCAGCAAAAGGGCGACCAACUCCAUAUUUUUGCCCUUGACUUUGGAAUAAGAUGUUCGACGAGCAGGUGUCCACAUACCUUUGGUAAUGUUGUGCAUUUUCAAUGACAAAAAAACUGUUUUUACAGCUGUCGGAAGCUGGUGGACCAAAACCGAAAGUAACUUUCGUUUUGGUCCACCAGCUUCAAACAGCUGUAAAAACUUUAUUUUAUGUUAUUGAAAAUACAUUUCACAGCUAUAUAGAUGGUACAAUGAUUCCCUACAGUAUUCAAUGCUUGUUUUCUCUCACAAACAGAAAUUGAGUGAACAGUGUAGAAUUUUAGCCACCAGGGUUAAACAGAUCGAUUUCCACGAUAACACAGCCACAAAGUUAGAACAGCUUUCCCAGUUUGACAGCAGAUGCCGCUCCUACGGGAGAAAUCAGUCGCUGAAUAUCACAGCUAAUCACAACACUGGCGGGUAAGUAAUAUUGUGAAAAACUAUCAUUCCACUAUUAGCGCCAGAUAUAUUAUGUAUAUUUUCUGAAAUUACAAUGCAAAAUGUUUAUACAAAUCCUAUGCGUAGCACCAUUUUAAUGAAAUGGCGGUCUAUCUAAAAGUCGCUGGCCUCAAUACAUGAAUUUGACAGUCAAACUAUCGCUUAAAAAGCAGCCAACCGUUGUCACUGUUGAUAUCCUAUGCCGCGCCUUGAUUCGUUUAAAUUAACUACAGAAAAAGUAGUUUGUUACCUUUUCCAUGAUGGCAGCCUCCCGAAAUCAACAUCCGACAUUCCAAAAUAUAGAUAUAAGCCUUCUACAAGUUCUCCUCGAACCAACCAUGUAUAGGUUAUUCCAAGUUUCCGUGUGGCCUUUGAAUAGUGUUAGUUUAAACAGCGCUAAACCCCAAACAAAGUGUUGAAUUACACUUACUGCAUUGAAUCAAAAUGCAGCACUUCAAAAUGUAGCUUGCUGUCUUCAAUAAAUUGUCCACAAAGCAGUGAUGUACACAUUAAUCCCAGAUUCCGUGUGGUUUUUGAGAUGUUGGUUUUAACAGGACGUGCAACCUCAUCUCUCCCCUCUCCUGCAAUUGAUUUCAAUGUGAUAUCAAAUUGAGUUGUUGACAAAUGAGUGUUGUGGCAACCCCCAAAUCAAAAUGCAUUUACAAAAUGUAGCUCACUGUCUUCUGCAGGUUGUUCUCUAACCAGUAAUUUAAAAAAUAUAUAUCCAGUUUCCAUGUUUCUUUGUUAGUUUCAGCAGCCUGUACAACCAGAUUUCCCCCGAAUAGACAUCAGUGAUUUAUUGCCACAACAGGGUUUUUGGUGGUGUGCUUUUGGUGGUAGGGCUGGGUGACAUGGCCCAAAUAUCAUAGCAAUAUUUUAUAUAGUAAAAGUUCUAUAUUUGCUUUAUGAGUAGCACAUUACCCUAAGUUGUAAACGCAUACAUUCUACGUGAUUUCAAUUAGGCUUGCUUUCGCCAUUCUGAUUAAUUUUUUUAUAAGGUUCAAUCAAACUUCAACAAUUAUUUUCAGCAUUUUCAUACAUUUCUGCAUUUCCUCAUUUGAGAUGAUUUCUACACUGCCACGUAGGGCUGCACGAUAUGGGCAAAAAAAAUCUAGGCUUUAUUUUUAACCAAAUAUUGCAAUUGCGAUUUGACUUGCGAUUUAGAUCAAAACAAAUGGAUGAACUGGCUGGACCAAUCAAGGACAUUCAGAGACUUGUUCCGAAGCCACUCCUGCGUUGUCUUGUCAGUGUGCUUAGGGUCGUUGUCCUGUUGGAAGGUGAACCUUCACCCCAGUCUGAGCGCUCUGGAGCAGGAUUUCAUCAAGGAUCUCUCUGUACUUUGCUCCUUUAAUCUUUCCCCAAUCCUGACUAGUCUCCCUGUCCCUGCCGCUGAAAAACAUCCCCACAGCAUGAUACUGCCACAACCAUGCUUCACCAUAGGGAGGGUGCCAGGUUUCCUCCAGAUGUGACGCUUGGCAUUCAGGCCGGAAGAGUUCAAUAUUGGUUUAAUCAGACCAGAGAAUCUUGUUUCUCAUGGUCAUAGACCUUUUUAGGUGCCUUUUGGCAAACUCCAAGCGGGCUGUCAUGUCUUUUACUGAGGAGUGGCUUCCAUCUGGCCACUCUACCAUAAAGGCCUAAUUGGAGGAGUGCUGCGGAGAUGGUUGUCCUUCUGGGAGGUUCUCCAAUCUCCACAGAGGAACUCUGGAGCUCUGUCAGUGUGACCAUCGGGUUCUUGGUGACCUCCCCGACCAAGGCCCUUCUCCCCCGAUUGCGCAGUUUGGCCGGGUAGCCAAUAAUGAUGUAGGCCACUGUGUUCUUCGGGACCUACAAUGCUGCAGAGCGCUAGGGACAAUUCUUUCAACCUCAUGGCUUGGUUUUUGCUCUGACAUGCACUGUCAACUCUGGGACCUUAUAUAGACAGGUGUAUGUAGGGCUGUUGCGGUGACCGUAUUACAGCCACACCGGCGGUCAUGAUUCAUGAAGGCAGUCAAAUUCAACGUGACCGUUUAGUCAAGGUAAUUAGGCUUCUCCAAGCUCUGAUGCUGCUGGUCAUUAGUAGCCUACCAAACUUGCUUAACUGCCUGGUACUCAGCACUCUAUUGUCCCUCUAAUCACUCUGACAUCAAUGUAAAUGUCAUUGGAAAUCUAAUCAAACACUUAAUGAGAGCUCAUGUUGUGCAACAUUUCAAUAGGCUAUGCAAUUGUGCGAGAAAACAGAGUGAUGGCCUCUACUAAAAAUAGGAUGAUCAGCUUUCUAUAGGCUAGACCUACUAUUUAUUUCUCAACUUUCCUAAUAUUAAGCACAUUGCUUAUAUUUACAACAGGGGUAUAGCCUACCUGGCUGGCAUGAAACUAAACUACGGGGAAAAGCAUCCUCCAUUUGCUAUUUAAGUGCAUAGAUGACAUGUAUUUUUUUCCCGCUGACCCUGUUUCGAUAAAGGUGCGUGAUAAUGGUCAAUUCUAAAUCAAAACAAAUUUCACACAUACAGUACCAGUCAAAAGUUUGGACACACCUACUCAUUCAAUGUUUUUUCUUAAUUUUUACUAUUUUCUACAUUGUAGAAUAAUAGUGAAGACAUCAAAACUAUGAAAUAACACAUGGAAUCAUGUAGUAACCAAAAAUGUGUUAAACAAAUCAAUGUAUUUUAUAUUUGAGAUUCUUAAUUCUUCUUCCAUUUAAAAAUUAUGCUGUAACCCAAAAUGUGGAAAAAGUGAAAGCGUCUGAAUACUUUCUGAAUGCAAUGUAUACAUGAAAUGUUCCUUGCCAGACAUGUAUUUCCUGACUUUCAAGAGUCCCUGACCUAAUUCCCUGCUAUUCUACACAUUUUGCCAUGAGACUGCCAUAUUGCAGUUUUAAAGCUUAAUGCAGUUUUAAAAUGUAAUACCUUGCGGUGUGUACUACACCAGUGCAGAGUAGCGCAUCACAUGUAACAAAGCAAACAUUCAAAUGCCGUUAAAGUAAAAACUCAAACUGGUCCAUGCAUCAAUACUGGUGUGCAUUCGGAAAGUAUUCAGACCCUUUAACUUUUUCCACGUUUUGUUACGUUACAGCCGUAUUCUUAAAAAAAAAAAAAUUUUGCUAAAUUAUUACAAAUAAAAACCUUAUUUACAUAAGUAUUCAGACCCUUUGCUAUGAGACUCAAAAUUGAGCUCAGGUGCAUCCUGUUUCCAUUGAUCAUCCUUGAGAUGUUUCUACAACUUGAUUGGAGUCCAACUGUGGUAAAUUCAAUUGAUUUGGAAAGGCACACCUGUCUAUAUAAGGUCCCACAGUUGACAGUUUAUGUCAGAGCAAAAACCAAGCCAUGAGGUCAAAGGAAUUGUCCGUAGAGCUCCGAGACAGGAUUGUGUCAAGGCACAGAUCUGGGGAACGGUACAAUAAAAAUUCUGCAGCAUUGAAGGUCCCCGAGAACACAGUGGCCUGCCUCCAUUCUUAAAUGGAAGAAGUUUGGAACCACCAAGACUCUUCCUAGAGCUGGCCACCUGGCCAAACUGAGCAAUUGGGGGAGAAGGGCCUUGGUCAGGGAGGUGACCAAGAACGCGAUGGUCACUCUGACAGAGCUCCAGAGUUCCUCUGUGGAGAUGGGAGAACUUUCCAGAAGGACAACCAUCUCUGCAGCACUCCACCAAUCAGGCCUUUAUGGUAGAGUGGCCAGACGGAAGCCACUCCUCAGUAAAAGGCACGACAGCCCACUUGGAGUUUGCCAAAAGGCACCUAAAGGACUCUCAGACCAUGAGAACAAUUGUUUACAGACAGAUUAUUUCACUUAUAAUUCACGAUCACAAUUCCAGUGGGUCAGAAGUUUACAUACACUAAGUUGACUGUGCCUUUAAACAGCUUGGAAAAUUCCAGAAAAUGAUGUCAUCAAUCAAUCAAUCAAUCAAUUUUAUUUUAUAUAGCCCUUCUUACAUCAGCUAAUAUCUCGAAGUGCUGUACAGAAACCCAGCCUAAAACCCCAAACAGCUAGUAAUGCAGGUGUAGAAGCACGGUGGCUAGGAAAAACUCCCUAGAAAGGCGAAAACCUAGGAAGAAACCUAGAGAGGAACCAGGCUAUGAGGGGUGGCCAGUCCUCUUCUGGCUGUGCCGGGUGAAGAUUAUAACAGAACCAUGCCAAGAUGUUCAAAAAUGUUCAUAAGUGACAAGCAUGGUCAAAUAAUAAUCAGGAAUAAAUCUCAGUUGGCUUUUCAAAGCCGAUCAUUAAGAGUUGAAAACAGCAGGUCUGGGACAGGUAGGGGUUCCAUAACCGCAGGCAGAACAGUUGAAACUGGAAUAGCAGCAAGGCCAGGCGGACUGGGGACAGCAAGGAGUCACCACGGCCGGUAGUCCCGACGUAUGGUCCUAGGGCUCAGGUCUCUCAGUUGGCUUUUCAUAGCCGAUCAUUAAUAGCCGUCAUGGCUUUAGAAGCUUCUGAUAGGCUAAUUGACAACAUUUGAGUCAAUUGGAGGUGUACCUGUGGAUGUAUUUCAAGGCCUACCUUCAAACUCAGUGCCACUUUGCUUGACAUCAUGGGAAAAUCAAAAGAAAUCAGCCAAGACCUCAGAAAAAAAAUUGUAGACCUCCUCCACAAGUCCGGUUCAUCCUUGGGAGCAAUUUCCAAACGCCUGAAGGUACCACGUUAAUCUGUACAAACAAUAGUACGCAAGUAUAAACACCAUGGGACCACGCAGCCGUCAUACCGCUCAGGAAGGAGACGCGUUCUGUUUCCUACAGAUGAACGUACUUUGGUGCGAAAAGUGCAAAUCAAUCCCAGAACAACAGCAAAGGACCUUGUGAAGAUGCUGGAGGAAACGGGUACAAAAGUAUCUAUAUCCACAGUAAAACGAGGCCUAUAUCGACAUAACCUGAAAGGCCGCUCAGCAAGGAAGAAGCCACUGCUCCAAAACCGCCAUUAAAAAGCCAGACUACGGUUUGCAACUGCACAUGGAGACAAAGAUCGUACUUUUUGGAGAAAUGUCCUCUGUUCUGAUGAAACAAAAAUGGAACUGUUUGGCCAUAAUGACCAUAGUUAUGUUUGGAGGAAAAAGGGGGUAGAUUGCAAGCAGAAGAACACCAUCCCAACCGUGAAGCACGGGGUGGCAGCAUCAUGCUGUGGGGGUGCUUUGCUGCAGGAGGGACUGGUGCACUUCACAAAAUAGAUGGCGUCAUGAGGAAGGAAAAUUAUGUGGAUAUAUUGAAGCAACAUCUCAAGACAUCAGUCAGGAAGUUAGUGUUAGCUGAACUUACAUAAAUCAAACGGAUAGCAAGUUAAUGUUGUGAAGAUAAUUUUACAUAGCUACAAUUGUAUUGUUGAAUCAUUUUAGCUAGCGGUUCUAAAUCCAAUUAAACAGAAAUGAUAAAAUAGCUAGCUAGCUUUUUCAACUUAUUGUAAUUGCAUGUUUCAGGGACCAGAGAAGAUUGAAAAAGUAUAUUUAUUGAAUUAUCAGCAACUUUAUAUUUCCUAUAUUUUUUUUUUCUCUCUAUCAGAUCCCCAGCAGUUCACUCUCCCCAUAUCUGAAGAGGUUCCCCCUGAGAAGCAGGACUGGAGCCCCAGUUUGGGGCAGGAGGACCCAUGGCCCACACUGAAUAAAGAGGAACUCUGGACCAGUCAGGAGGAAGAGCAGCUUCAUGGGCCCUUUGAUACCAAAGGCUCCAUAUUCACUUCUCCCUUUAUGGAAAGUGACUGUGAUCAGGAGGACCCACCUCAGCCCUCACAUCUUCACCAAACCCAAACUGUGGAGGACAGAGAGAGGGACUCUCUACUCACCUACACAACUGAAGAGAUCAAAACAGAACCAGAUGGAGAGGACUACAGAGUAUCAGAACCAACCAGUGACUCUCCGCCCCUCUCUGAAGUAAAUCCAGACUGUUCUGCAGCUCAGAGUGAAAACAGGGAAAGUGAUGAUGAGGUGGAGAGAGGAGGACUACUGUCAGGGUCUAAGACACUCAAAUCAAUGACAAAACAGACAAAGAAUGGAGAAAGGUUCCAUACCAGUGCUGGAGGCAGGACGGAGACCAUGUUUCCCUGUUUGACAUCAUCUAGUCAAAUGGCUGCUGCUCCUUAUUAUUGCAAGGUGUGUAGGAAGACUUUCGUGUCAAAUGUUUUCUUUAUUUAAUAUGUAUGGAAAACACACAGGAUAAAGAAUGCCGGUGUGUGUGUGUGUGUGUGGAAAAUACAUCAAUUCCACAGAAUGUACAGGGUUAACCCCUAUAUUCAUUUAGCAGAGUUGCCGCCACUCCAAAAAAUCCAAAUAAAUGUACGAUUUUAUUUUGGAGUGGCGGCAUAUAUUAGUUCUGCCGAGAUGCACUUUUAAGUUGCAAUGUAUAUUUAAUGAAUUGAGUUUUUGGGGGUAAAUGCAGAUGGGCAACCCCAUCCUUCAGUCUAUUUAUUAAACGCAGCUAUGCUGCAUCAGUUGGUCUACAUGUUAUCAUUCUUUAAAAGGGAAAAUUCUUUCACAUGGUGUUGACAAUUUCAUUUUAAAUAAUUUUAAAGUAGAUUGUCCUUUUUUAAAGAGUCCCCAUUAGUGACCUGGGGGGUCGGCACGGCUGAAUUCUUUCCAAGUCCUGGGCAAGAACACUUUUGAGACCUGAUCUUGGCGGCGUAGAGUAUUUUUGUGUUUUAAAGCAAAUUUCCUGCAAUCCUAUACGUUCUGACAUGGAGCUGAGAAAAUGUUGCAGUUUUUAAAGCAAAUUUCCUGUAAUUCUAUGCAUUUUGCCAUAGUUAAGUCCAUUCCAUAUAUAUAUAUAUAUAUAUUUUUUUUUAUGACCCGCCCAAGCCUUUUCUAGGCAGAAAAAACCCUGAAGUGUGAUUCCAGUGUGAUUCCCAUGUGUGUGCAGGUGAGGCGUUCGAUCCGUAUGUGUGGGGCGUGUGAGCCGUGCAGGAGGACUGAGGACUGCGCUCUGUGUGAUUUCUGUAAAGACAUGAAGAAGUUUGGAGGACCCCAAAAGAUCAGACAGAAGUGCAGACUCAGGCAGUGUGACGUCCACGCUCGGGGUGAGUCCAUAGAGGUAGAUGGAGGGUGAGUCCAUUCCAUGCUCAGUUGACUCCAUUUACAUUUUAGUCAUUUAGCAGACGCUCUUAUCCAGAGUGACUUACAGGAGCAAUUAGGGUUAAGUGCCUUGCUCAAAGGGCACAUCGACAGAUUGUUCACCUAGUCGGCUCUGGGAUUCGAAUUAGCGACCUUUCGGUUACUGGCCAAACGGUCUUAACCGUUAGGCUAGGGCGAGUCCAUAGAGAAAGGGUGCGUUUGGACCAUAGUUUGUUUUAGCAUGGGCAGCGCCCAAGCAACCACCAAACCUCACCAAAAGGAGGGGGUGCCUUUUUUAUUAAUUUACAAUAUUGAAGCCUUUGAAUCUCUUUACGUAAUUAAUGGCUAAGAUGUUGGGUUGACAGUCGCUGGACCCAGGUUCGAGUCUUGGACGUGGCUUCCCCCUGAAUUUGCUUCAGUAUAUUGAUGCAUUAUGUGCUCUCUCUCUGUCUGUGUAGAAAUGCUGCGUGUGAAGGAUGAAGAGUUUGACCUGUCUGCCUGGGGGGGGGGCAGGGAGAUCCUGAGGAGAGGACAUCUGUCUGACUACAGUGAGAAUGAGAUGGAAUGUGACUAAGCUGCACGCCCGUCACUAAAAAUGCACUGAACUGACAUGCAUGGUUGUUGAUGAUGUGGUAUCUGAGGAAUUUAUGACUUUGCUAACGUUUUCAAAUGGUAUCUUGGAGGAUGUUGAUUCAGCUUAGGGAAGCAUCUGGGGAGCAGUUUUAUAGGGGCACCCCAUAAGACAGAGGAAGUCUGUUGUGUGGAGUCAUGGGAUUGGUCUGUAUGGGGAAAACACCCAUAUCAUGGUAAAGAUUAUAAAUACUUGGUUGAGACAAAGGAGGUCAGAACAACAUAUUAUUUUCGGGUCAUUGUUCUCCAGAUGCCUGCAGACGUCUGUAAACUUAUGCUGAAAUCUUGUGAUAUAAAUAAACCUUUAUAAUCAAAGUACAGUGUAAGCGGACUCCUUGGUCUCACAGCAAAGAUUAGCAGUAUUCUUUAUAAACAACAAUGACACUGAUGUUCAGAUGAACAUAAUGAAAUAGUCUCUAUAAUGUGCAGCUCAACUCAGACAGCGGUUUGUAGCUGCUGGAAAAGUAUUUCAAAGCCUAGACUUUAUCCCUCAGGAUGGAACUUUCCAGUGCUACUAUUCUUGCCAUGUAAUAUUGUUAUUAAAACUCCAUAGUAGAAUAGUUGAUCUAUUUAACUAGACUGCUUGUUGUGUGUUCUAUGCAAGAUAAAUAUUCCUCUCGAGGUGCAUUCAAGUUGUGAGAGCCAUAGAAGAGAAACAUGUAUUCUGACAAGCAGUCAAUGUGCAACAAUUCUUAAUGCAAUCUCGCAAAAACACUUUUGAAAGCAGUUUUGGCCUUUAAAAAUAGAGGGGGAACCCAAUUUUACAUUGCUACCAAGUUUAUUUCUGUACUCCUUCAAUUGCGUGUGUGGCAUCGUUUAACAAAUGCAGAGUUUCAAGCAUGGAUGAGGUGCAGCUGUGCAACAGAGCUCUUAAAAGGCAAUUACAUACUUUUUUAAUAGAAACAACAACAAAAAUUCCAAGUGAAUUUAUAAUAAUAACAAUCAGGAUGUUUGGUCCAAUGGGGAUAAAUGAAGAUUAUAAACCCCCAUGCUUCAGCCUAUGUCCAUUUUUAUAUGCUUCAUCAGUUGGCUACAGGUGAUGAUGCUAAUUGCUAAUGGUACAUCUGAUAAUAUAGACAGACCAUGCCUAGGCUAUAUGCAUGGUCCAAUAUCUUUAAAAAAUAUAUAUUAAAAAUUAGGCAUAAUUUUUACCAAUAUGUUAUUUGGCCCAUUUCUGGAGGUGGAAAGUAUAUUUUAGAUGGUGACGGCAUAUUUUAUUGUCAUUCAUUUUGGAGUAAAAUUGCCUUUUUAAAAAGUCACCAGAACUGAGCUUCUCAGUCUUUCUACAUAAAAAAUAUUCUGGGGAGGAAGACCCCGGACCCCCAAAGCAAGGAGACUGGAAUUGGUCAAACUCAGUUUAAUACAUUUUACUUUUUACAUUUUAGUCAUUUAGCAGACGCUCAUAUCCAGAGCGACUUACAGUUAGUGAGUGCAUACAUUUUCAUACUGUAUGCAUGUACCAAAUGAUCCUCUUUCCCUAAAAGCAUGAUGGUCGUGACUUUCUUAGAUGAAAGGGGAGGUUAACUUUGCCCCAGACAAUCGAUCUCACUUAAGUUUCAGUCAUGGGAUUUUUUGUUGUUGCUUUAACCCCUGAAAUUGUAAAGGUUUGUAUAAUUCAUUUAAGAGUACUCUCUCGUGUUGGGUGAGGCUUCUGGCGCUUCCUGGUUUGGAAGUCCGCUGUCAAACAGCUUGCAAUUGUAUCCAUUUGUUUUUACUGCUCUAAUUACAUUGGUAACCAGUUUAUAAUAACAAUAAGGUACCUCGGGGGUUUGUGGUAUAUGGCUUGCGAAAGUAUUCACCCCUUGGCAUUUUUCCUAUUUUGUUGCCUUACAACCUGGAAUUAAAAUAUAUUUUUUGGGGGGGUUUGUAUCAUUUGAUUUACACAACAUGCCUACCACUUUGAAGAUGCAAAAUAUUUUUUGUGAAACAAGAAAUAAGACAAAAAAAUUGAACACAUGAGCAUGCAUAACUAUUCACCCCACCAAAGUCAAUACUUUGUAGAGCCACCUUUUGCAGUAAUUACAGCUGCGAGUUUCUUGGGGUAUGUCUCUAUAAGCUUUGCACAUCUAGCCACUGGGAUUUUUGCCCAUUCUUCAAGGCAAAACUGCUCCUGCUCCUUCAAGUUGGAUGGUUUCCGCUGGUGUACAGCAAUCUUUAAGUCAUACCAUAGAUUCUCAAUUGGAUUUAGGUCUGGGCUUUGACUAGGCCAUUCCAAGACAUUUAAAUGCUUCCCCUUAAACCACCCGAGUGUUGCUUUAGCAGUAUGCUUAGGGUCAUUGUCCUGCUGGAAGGUGAACUUCCGUCCCAGUCUCAAAUCUCUGGAAGACUGAAACAGGUUUCCCUCAAUUUCCCUGUAUUUAGCGCCAUCCAUCAUUCCUUCAAUUCUCACCAGUUUCCCAGUCCCUGACGAUGAAAAACAUGCUUCACUGUGGGGAUGGUGUUCUCGGGGUGAUGAGAGGUUGGGUUUGCGCCAGACAUAGCGUUUUCCUUGAUGGCCAAAAAGCUCAAGUCUAGGCUCAUCUGACCAGAGUACCUUCUUCCAUAUGUUUGGGGAGUCUCCCACAUUGCUUUUGGCGAACACCAAACAUGUUUGCUUAUUUUUUUUCUUGAAGCAAUGGCUUUUUUCUGGCCACUCUUCUGUAAAGCCCAGCUCUGUGGAGUGUACGGCUUAAAGUGGUCAUAUACUCCAAUCUCCGCUGUGGAGCUUUGCAGCUCCUUCAGGGUUAUCUUUGGUCUCUUUGUUGCCUCUGAUUAAUGCCCUACUUGCCAGGUCUGUGAGUUUUGGUGGGCGGCCCUCUCUUGGCAGGUUUGUUGUGGUGCCAUAUUUUUAUAACCCAACCCUGAUCUGUAUUUCUCCACAACUUUGUCCCUGACCUGUUUGGAGAGCUCCUUGGUCUUCAUGGUGCUGCUUGCUUGGUGGUGUUGCAGACUCUGGGGCCUUUCAGAACAGGUGUGUGUGUAUGUAUGUAUGUGUGUAUAUACACUGCUCAAAAAAAAUAAAGGGAACACUUAAACAACACAAUGUAACUCCAAGUCAAUCACACUUCUGUGAAAUCAAACUGUCCACUUAGGAAGCAACACUGAUUGAUAGUGUCCAGAGCAUGGAGGCGCUACCAGGAGACGUGGAGGAGGCCGUAGGAGGGCAACAACCCAGCAGCAGGACUGCUACCUCCGCCUUUGUGCAAGGAGGAGCACUGCCAGAGCCCUGCAAAAUUACCUCCAGCAGGCCACAAAUGUGCAUGUGUCUGCUCAAACGGUCAGAAACAGACUCCAUGAGGGUGGUAUGAGGGCCCGACGUCCACAGGUGGGGGUUGUGCUUACAGCCCAACACCGUGCAGGACGUUUGGCAUUCGCCAGAGAACACCAAGAUUGGCAAAUUCGCCACUGGCGCCCUGUGCUCUUCACAGAUGAAAGCAGGUUCACACUGAGCACAUGUGACAGACGUGACAGAGUCUGGAGACGCUGUGGAGAACGUUCUGCUGCCUGCAACAUCCUCCAGCAUGACCGGUUUGGCGGUGGGUCAGUCAUGGUGUGGGGUGGCAUUUCUUUGGGGGGCCGCACAGCCCUCCGUGUGCUCGCCAGAGGUAGCCUGUGCCAUUAGGUACCGAGAUGAGAUCCUCAGACCCCUUGUGAGACAAUAUGCUGGUGCAGUUGGCCCUGGGUUCCUCCUAAUGCAAGACAAUGCUAGACCUCAUGUGACUGGAGUGUGUCAGCAGUUCCUGCAAGAGGAAGGCAUUGAUGCUAUGGACCGCCCAUUCCCCAGACCUGAAUCCAAUUGAGCACAUCUGGGACAUCAUGUCUCGCUCCAUCCACCAACGCCACGUUGCACCACAGACUGUCCAGGAGUUGGCGGAUGCUUUAGUCCAGGUCUGGGAGGAGAUCCCUCAGGAGACCAUCCGCCACCUCAUCAGGAGCAUGCCCAGGUGUUGUAGGGAGGUCAUACAGGCACGUGGAGGCCACACACACUACUGAGCCUCAUUUUGACUUGUUUUAAGGACAUUACAUCAAAAUUGGAUCAGCCUGUAGUGUGGUUUUCCACUUUAAUUUUGAGGGUGACUCCAAAUCCAGACCUCCAUGGGUUGAUACAUUUGAUUUCCAUUGAUAAUUUUUGUGUGAUUGUUGUUGUCAGCACAUUCAACUAUGUAAAGAAAAAAGUAUUUAAUAAGAUUAUUUCAUUCAUUCAGAUCUAGGAUGUGUUAUUUUAGUGUUCCCUUAAUUUUUUUGAGCUGUGUGUGUGUAUAUGUAUGUAUAUAUUAGAGAUUAUGUGACACUUAGAUUGCACACAGGUGGACUUUAUUUAACUAAUUAUGUGACUUCUGAAGGUAGUUGGUUGCACCAGAUCUUAUUUAGGGGCUUCAUAGCAAAGGGGGUGAAUACAUAUGCACACACCACUUUUCUGUUCUUUUUUAAAUAAUAUGUUGAAACAAGUUAUGAAAAAAAAAUUCACUUCACCAAUUUGGACUCUUUUGUGUAUGUGCAUUACAUGAAAUCCAAAUAAAAAUCCAUUUAAAUUACAGGUUGUAAUGCAAGAAAAUAGGAAAAACGCCAAGGGGGAUGAAUACUUUAGCAAGGCGUUGUACCAUUUUGAGGCUGAUUCCCUGACCUGUCAAUGUUUUUAAUUUGCUGUUUUUUAUAUUGUUAUACUCUUGUGAAUUCAUGAAUGGUUUUUACUAGAUUACUUGUAGUUUUUCAUGUUGUCUGUCUGUAAUUUUUUGUAAUGACUUGGUGCUGCCUAUCUUGGCCAGGACGCUCUUGAAAAAGAGAUUUUAAAUCUCAAUGAGCCCUUCCUGGUUAAAAAAAAUAAACCACGGCUCAGGGCUAGAUCCAGGCCCUCCGUGUUGUGUCGUGAUUAAGAACAUCCCUUAGCCGUGGUAUAUUGGCCAUAUACCACACCCCCUUGUGCCUUAUUGCUUAAUUGAAGCCAUGUAAUUGUUGAUCAGUUUCCUUUGAGGUGGUUUCCUGCAAGGCUACAAUAAGCUAUAAUUUGCCAUUUGACAGUGAGGAGAGAGGGUUAUGCCAGGCCAGAGUUGAAGGCCUUGAAAGAGAAUACUUUGAGGCAUGUGUGUAAUUUGUAUAUAUUUUUCAAUGGUGUACAUUUUAUCUUGUGAAUCCUGGAACUCUGGCACUUGUUAAUAAAUGCACCUGCAUUUAGUGAGCGCUCUGCCUCAUCACUGAUCCACCGGUCUUCCAUACAACAGCUCUACCAACACUGAGAGACUGCUGGCUAUGAGGAUGAUGACAUGGUAGGUUAGACACACCCACGGACAGACAGACGAUACACAGGUACACUAAGGUGGCAAAAUCACUGUUAAUGGGGCAAUCUGCUAUUGCUAUGUCUUUAUUUUGAAUUUUUAAAUGAAUGUCUACCCAUAGAUUCUUGUAGAAUAUAGCUUAUAAAUGCCUCAGUAAUGAGCUUAGAACUAAAAUUCUUAACGUGGAUAUCAUGGAUGUUCAGUCACUGUCUGAAUUUGAGUGGUUACAUUUCUCCAGUGUCUCAGCUUUUCACCAAAACAUUUUACAUUACAUUUUAGUAGACGCUCUUAUCCAGAACGACUUACAGUUAAGUGAGUGCAUACGUUUUCAUACUGGCCCCCCGUGGGAAUCGAACCCACAACCCUGGCGUUGCAAACGCCAUGCUCUACCAACUGAGCUACAGUGGGGGGAAAAAAGUAUUUAGUCAGCCACCAAUUGUGCAAGUUCUCCCACUUAAAAAGAUGAGAGAGGCCUGUAAUUUUCCUCAUAGGUACACGUCAACUAUGACAGACAAAAUGAGGGAAAAAAAUCCAGAAAAUCACAUUGUAGGAUUUUUUAUGAAUUUAUUUGCAAAUUAUGGUGGAAAAUAAGUAUUUGGUCAAUAACAAAAGUUUCAAUACUUUGUUAUAUACCCUUUGUUGGCAAUGACACAGGUCAAACGUUUUCUGUAAGUCUUCACAAGGUUUUCACACACUGUUGCUGGUAUUUUGGCCCAUUCCUCCAUGCAGAUCUCCUCUAGAGCAGUGAUGUUUUGGGGCUGUCGCUGGGCAACACGGACUUUCAACUCCCUCCAAAGAUUUUCUAUGGGGUUGAGAUCUGGAGACUGGCUAGGCCACUCCAGGACCUUGAAAUGCUUCUUACGAAGCCACUCAUUCGUUGCCCGGGCGGUGUGUUUGGGAUCAUUGUCAUGCUGAAAGACCCAGCCACGUUUCAUCUUCAAUGCCCUUGCUGAUGGAAGGAGGUUUUCACUCAAAAUCUCACGAUACAUGGCCCCAUUCAUUCUUUCCUUUACACGGAUCAGUCGUCCUGGUCCCUUUGCAGAAAAACAGCCCCAAAGCAUGAUGUUUCCACCCCCAUGCUUCACAGUAGGUAUGGUGUUCUUUGGAUGCAACUCAGCAUUCUUUGUCCUCCAAACACGACGAGUUGAGUUUUUACCAAAAAGUUCUAUUUUGGUUUCAUCUGACCAUAUGACAUUCUCCCAAUCCUCUUCUGGAUCAUCCAAAUGCACUCUAGCAAACUUCAGACGGGCCUGGACAUGUACUGGCUUAAGCAGGGGGACACGUCUGGCACUGCAGGAUUUGAGUCCCUGGCGGCAUAGUGUGUUACUGAUGGUAGGCUUUGUUACUUUGGUCCCAGCUCUCUGCAGGUCAUUCACUAGGUCCCCCCGUGUGGUUCUGGGAUUUUUGCUCACCGUUCUUGUGAUCAUUUUGACCCCACGGGGUGAGAUCUUGCGUGGAGCCCCAGAUCGAGGGAGAUUAUCAGUGGUCUUGUAUGUCUUCCAUUUCCUAAUAAUUGCUCCCACAGUUGAUUUCUUCAAACCAAGCUGCUUACCUAUUGCAGAUUCAGUCUUCCCAGCCUGGUGCAGGUCUACAAUUUUGUUUCUGGUGUCCUUUGACAGCUCUUUGGUCUUGGCCAUAGUGGAGUUUGGAGUGUGACUGUUUGAGGUUGUGGACAGGUGUCUUUUAUACUGAUAACAAGUUCAAACAGGUGCCAUUAAUACAGGUAACGAGUGGAGGACAGAGGAGCCUCUUAAAGAAGUUACAGGUCUGUGAGAGCCAGAAAUCUUGCUUGUUUGUAGGUGACCAAAUACUUAUUUUCCACCAUAAUUUGCAAAUAAAUUCAUUAAAAAUCCUACAAUGUGAUUUUCUGGAUUUUUUUUCUCAUUUUGUCUGUCAUAGUUGACGUGUUCCUAUGAUGAAAAUUACAGGCCUCUCUCAUCUUUUUAAGUGGGAGAACUUGCACAAUUGGUGGCUGACUAAAUACUUUUUUUCCCCACUGUACAUCCCUGCCGGCCAUUCCCUCCCCUACCCUGGACGACGCCGGCUAAUUGUGCGCCGCCCCAUGGGUCUCCCGGUCGCGGCCGGCUACGACAGAGUCUGGAUUCGAACCAGGAUCUCUAGUGGCACAGCUAGCACUGCGAUGCAGUGCCUUGCGCCACUCGGGAGAAACGGACAGCGUGCCACAUUGUUAUUGUUUGAAUUGUAGAUUUCCCCUUUUGUGUGAAGCAUUUACCAUAAACUUUGUUGUAUUCUGCCGCGUGGUUUAAUUUUAAACUUUUCUUUGACAAUGUGGGUUAUAAAAAUUUGCCUAUUUAGGUAUUGCUCAGUUGACUGAAUCGCCUGCUAUAUAUAUCUAUCUGUCUCUAUCCCUUGUUCCAGAAAGAGGGGGAAGAGGUGCGGCGCCACAUGCAGAAUCACUGUGA